Molecule: messenger RNA, 1482 nt
Organism: Oncorhynchus masou masou (cherry salmon)
Lineage: Eukaryota; Metazoa; Chordata; Actinopteri; Salmoniformes; Salmonidae
Product: low affinity immunoglobulin gamma Fc region receptor III-A-like
Exons: 7
Coding region: 50-967 (305 amino acids)
Biological process (GO): cell surface receptor signaling pathway
Cellular component (GO): plasma membrane
Molecular function (GO): transmembrane signaling receptor activity
Source: RefSeq, a predicted model, not a curated record
UGGACAGGCUACAAGUCAUUAGAGUUUAGAUACAGUUAGUGAUCGACACAUGGAGAUGGAACGAACCUGUUUUCAACUCUUGCUGUUGAGUACACUGGUAUACUGUAGCCUCGGACAAGGUGGAGAUCUCUCUCCUCCAGCGUCUCUGAGCGUCAGUCCUGACAGAUCUCAGUUCUUUAAAUUUGAGUCUGUCUCUCUGAGCUGUGAGGUUCAGGGGAACUCUGCUGGAUGGAGAGUGAUGAGGAACGCAUCGAGAGGAAUCCUUUCAGAGUGUAAUACUGACUGGGGAAAACAACAGGGGUCUUCAUGCAACGUGUCACUAACACCAUCAGACAGUGGAGUGUACUGGUGUGAGUCUGGGUCUGGAGAACACAGCAAUGCUGUCAACAUCACAGUACCUGUUGGUGCUGUGAUCCUGGAGAGCCCUGCCCUUCCUGUGACUGAGGGAGAUUAUGUGACUCUGCGCUGCAGAUAUCAGGGAACUCCCUCUGACCUCACAGCUGGUUUCUACAAAGAUGGAUCCCUCAUCAGGACUGAGACUACAGGAGAGAUGACCAUCCCUGCAGUAGCCAAGUCAGAUGAAGGACUCUACAAGUGUACCAACUCUGAAGGAGAAUCACCAGAGAGCUGGAUGACAGUGACAGCUACCACCCCCCGCCCACCCACCCCAUCCUCCUCUCCUCCCAAAGCCCUCCCCAACUCCCCCCCCCCCACUCUCCUCCUCCCUCUGUCUGUCUCUGGGUUGGUGGCUGCUCUCUCCAUCUCUCUGAUCAUUCUACUGGUCCUGUUCUGCAAGAGGAACAAAGAUGUAGCAGCUGAACCCAGAGAUGUUACGUAUGCUGACGUUAGAAUCAUACAGGAACCAGAAUCCAGGAGAAGGAGAGAGAAGUCUCCAGGAGCUGAUCGAGUCGACUCUGCAGUGAAGACUGUAGUACUGUAUAAGACUCUAACAUACAGCCAUGUAUAAUGAGUAUUCAACACCACAGUGACCCUGUUCAUCAGAACGUCAUGGUGGAAGGAAAAAUAUGCUCUCUUCAGCAGCGGUGAAUAACCACAACCCUGUCAGUCCAUCUCUUAACUUCUCCUUUCUCUUAUCUUCUCUCUCCCUCCUUCCUUUUUCACACCAACGGACUUAUCUUUAGACACUGCAGCCUUGACCUCCAUCAACAGCUUCAGCAACAGAGAGGUGCGAAGUUUCCACAACACAGUUAGAGUUAGUUUAUCAUGAGAACAUACAGACACCACUGACUGGAACCAGCUGACAGUAUCAGUUGUAAAGACGUCAUUACUACUAACAGAAGGAAAGUUGUAGUGUUGUGUCCAUGAUGAAUGAUGUGAAGGCUUCAAUGUGUUUUAUAUUCUAAUUGUUUAUGUAAAAUUGUAAAUUGCAUUUUACUUGAAUGUUAUUGUGUGUUUAUCUUGAGCAACACCAGUUUAUGGUGCCAACUUGCCAAAUAAAGCUUCCAUGACCUGUCCACUAGA